AAAAAUAAAAAGCAGAUCAGUAAAUUCAUCGAACCGUUUUAUUCUACUGCUAAUGUCUAGGCGUACACCAGAAGUGGGACGUUUGCGUGCUUGCCCAGCUCCUCUUCGUAGAGCCUUUUAUUAAUUACCAUGAAACCCUCCUCAUGCAGCCUCACUGAAAUUCAGCAACAGAUAGAUGAAGUCAUUCGGUUUCUAUCUAUAACUCUUAAUAUUGCUAAUGCCCACACCGUGGAGUUUUACACUCACGACGUGUGGAAACGGUUCGUGGCCGUAUCACCGGAGGACGUUCUGUCAGCUGUAGGUUCCGGUAACGACCAGCAGAGGGAGCCACAGCACAGGCGGAGUGAGCAGCCCAGCACCACAUUUGGGUUUUGCAAUGAUACAAAGCGACUGGUUGACACCCAGGAACUUGUGCAGGCAGCUAAAGAGCACUCUCUCCCCGGCCUUGGACUCUGCAUGAGCCGGGAGAAUCUACUGCAGGGCCUCAGGGACACCAGGUCCGAGUCUGGUACUCCAGAGGAAACAGUGGCUGCUUUUGAGCCAGAUGAGUUUAUGACUUCUAAGAAAUCCCAUGAAGUCCAGUCCAUGUCUGAGGUGGUGGCCUGCCUGGCUCAGCACUGUGGGGUUAAUCAGGUGAUAGAUGUAGGCUCAGGGAAGGGCUACUUGAGCUCCUUCCUGUCUCUUCAGUAUGCCCUUCGGGUGUAUGGCAUUGACUCCUCUAGCACCAACACCCACGGUGCUCAGGAGAGGAACAGGAAGCUAAAGAAGUUCUCGAAAGCAUACCAGAAACACACCAAAGCAGCAAGGACGCAAGCAGAGGCCACACAUUCGCCUCAGGAGGAGUUAAUAGAAAAAAAAACUGGGCUGAAUGGAGACGAAGAUGUUUUAUCUGGUAAUGGGCCAAGAAUUCGGUCACAAGAGGAGGAGAGGGUGUUAACAAGCUCAUCAGACAUCAACCCCGCAGUGGAAGGACAUUCAGAGCAAAACCCAGAAACAGAUGAGCUCUUCCUGAGUGCUUUAUCCGUGGAUGUAAUACAGCCUGCUUCCCCCAGAGUUCCCCCAAGUCAACUCAGUGCUGAGGAGAGAGAGAGGAGGAAGAGAGAGAACCUGGAGAGGAAAGCUCAGAGCAGGGCCGACAGCACUGGAGCUGUGUUUUCACCUCUCACAUCUUACGUUACUGCAGAAACAGAGCUCCGAGACCUCAUCAAUGAGCUGGAGGAUGCAGUCAUGGUUGGCCUGCACACUUGUGGCGACUUGGCUCCCAGCACGCUGAGGAUGUUUGUGGCUAAACCGGAGCUAGCCGCAGUCUGCAGUGUGGGCUGCUGCUAUCACCUGCUGUCUGAGGAGUUUGACCCUGCCGGACAGGAGUGUUUACAGAGUGUGUGUGGUUUCCCUCUGAGUCAGUACCUCCGUGACCAAUCCUGCUUUUGUGGCAGAAAUGCCAGGAUGUCAGCAUGUUUGGCACUGGAAAGAGUUGCACUUGGCCAAGGGAUUCAGAUGGAAUCUCUGUUCUACCGAGCAGUCCUUCAUGUUAUUCUGAGGGACCACUACAGCUCCUAUAAAAGUGAAAAGCGAGUUGGGAAUGUUUACUCCAAGGCAAAGUCAUUUGUGGACUACGUUCGGCGAGCGCUGCGCAGACUGGAACUGGAUGAAUCAAAGCUCUCUGACAGUGACAUCCAGGAUUACCACAACACAUACAGAGUGCGAAUGGAUGAGAUGCAUGCUUUUAACAUGCUGAAGGUGACCCUUGCUCCCUGUAUUGAAGGUCUGAUUCUCCUCGAUCGCCUCUGCUAUCUGAAAGAACAGGGCCUGGUGGUAGAACAGUGAUGCACAUAUUUCAGUAAGGAGAGAUCAUCUGGAAGAAGAGAAUGAGAUUUAUUACAAAAAAUAUGAAUAUGCAAAUUUAGACUCAAAUGAGAGGCGACAUCAUGGAGCAGAUUCCCAGAUUAAGGUAGGAGAUUGGUUGGACCCACAGGAGUCACAGACACUGCUUGUGGAGCAGAGUAAGCAGAUGGCUGCUGAGCACUUUUGGAUGAGAUGCCCUGGAAAACUUGGAUGAUGUAGAGCUGGGGAGGAGGAGGGUUGCACGACGGACGGCCUGAAAGGGAGACUUUACAGAUCACUUUACAGAGGGAAUUUAAAGGACUGAACAGGGGCCUGAAUAGAGGCUGACUGAUCCAGAGAGUGUGGGCAGAUAGAUUAUUUUUGGAUAAAAGCAGAAACGGCAACAUUUUCAUAGAGGUGAGUUUGACAGCGUGGAAAAUCGAAAUCACACUGGGGCGGUGCAGCCGAUUGUGAAGCGGCUGGGUUUAGAAUUAGCACCUCCAAGUCUGAGGCCAUGGUUCUCAGCCGGAAAAGGGUGAACUGCCCACCCUUUGUUGUGGUGGAUUGUUGUCCCAAGUGCAGGAGUUUUAAGUAUCUCAGGGGUCUUGUGAGGGAAGAGUGUAGCAGGACAUUGACAGAUGAAUUGGUGUGGCACCGGCAGUCAAGUUUCAAGUUUUAUUGCCAUGUGCAGAUAAACAGUGUAGCCACAUUUACCCAUAAUGAAACUCUUUGGCUCGUGCUCCUCAGCUUUACAUGAGCACAUGGAAAGUGUGCAGUUAUAUUAAGAAGAAAAUAACAGAAAAUAGCAGUAAUAAUAAUGAUAAAAGAGAAAAAAGAGGAAAAAAGUAGUAAAUAUUUAGUGAAUUUAAGACAAGUUGGUAUUUACAGUUUGUGCAAAACUUGUGCAUGAGCAUUUAAGUGGCAUUUGUUGAAGUGACAGUGUUUAGAGUCCUGUAAUUGUAGUGAGUGUGUAAUGGUGUGUAUAGAAUGUCAGCAGUUCAAAAGUCUGAUGGCUUGUGGGUAGAAACUGUCUCUGUGUCUGCUAGUGCUGAAUGCUCCUGAAUCGCCUGCCGGAUGGCAGGAGUGUGAAAAGUCUGUGGCUGGGGUCAUGCAGAAGCUGUACCGGUCUGUUGUGGUGAAGACGGAGCUGAACAUAAAAGAGAAGCUGUUGAUUUCCUGGUGACAGUGACAAAAAGGAUGAGAUAAUGGGUACAAGUGGUGGAAAUCAGCUUGUUCGCAAGGGUGGAGGGUCUCUCCCUUAGUAAUGGGGUGAGGUUUUCAGUCAUUUAGAACAACUUUAGAAGCAGAACCAGUUAAGGUGGUACAGGCAUCCGACCAAGAUGUGUCCUGGAGGUCUCCUAUAUGUGGUGUUCUGGGCACGUCCUAUUGGGAAGACCCAAGAAAUCCUGUGUGGACGUGGCCAGGCAGAGGGAGGUCUGGUUGUCUCUUCUUAGACUGCCAUCCUAAAACACAGACUCACAUAAGCAGCAGAAAAUAGUUGGAUCGGUCAAUGGAAAAAACUGAGAGAGAGAAAAAGAGAGAAGCACAAAGAUAUUGGCCCAUAUCACUAGGAAGAAUGGAGACAGAACAUGAAAGAAGACAUCUUUCUGUAUUGAACUCACAUCAAAAACUUCGAUCAGCACAGUGUGUUCUGUGUAUUCUGUGUUUCAGUGUAGCCCUGCUGUCCACAAUUCUUAAUCUGAUCCCAGUCACAUCAAAAUGUGGGUGGAGAUCAACAGUUUUAGAAACAAAGUCAAAGGAUUGCACUUUUCAGCCAACAACAGCAGCAACAAAGCUCUUGCUUGUGAUGGUUUAAUGGAUGACAGUGUUAAUCAGCUGCUCAGUCCCCUGUUUUGCCUAGGGGCUGGUCAGAAUUUGAAUUUGUCCGUCACUGGUUUGUGACUAAACCUAGCACCACCCACCAGGCCUUCCUGUAAAAUCCCCCAGCCACAGGUUUUUAAUCCAGAUAAAAACUCUAAAGAGUGUUCACGGGUAAAAGUUCAUUGUAAAAAUACUAUUUUAGGGGCGGAAUUCCCAAAUGCCUCACAGCAAGAGGGUCCAAGAUCUGAAUCCACUGUCUGGCCGGGGCCUUUCUGUGUGCAGUUUGGAUGUUCUCCCUUUGUUUUCAUGUAUUGGUGUGACUUUGAAUGUG
Molecule: messenger RNA, 3976 nt
Organism: Oreochromis niloticus (Nile tilapia)
Lineage: Eukaryota; Metazoa; Chordata; Actinopteri; Cichliformes; Cichlidae
Gene: mettl25
Product: methyltransferase like 25
Exons: 12
Coding region: 130-1827 (565 amino acids)
Source: RefSeq, a predicted model, not a curated record